AUGGGUCGUAGAAGUCCUAACCAACGUGUUAUAAUAACAAAAAAAUAUAAGGCAAUGUUUGGAAAAGAAUUAACUUCUAAGUUUGAAUCUGAAUUAAGUGGACACUUUUAUGAAUGUAUGCUAGCAUUAUGUCGAUCUCCAUCGGAAUUAGAUGCAAUAGAACUACGUAAAGCAAUGCGUGGUACUGAUAAGGAGAUACGUGAAGCUUAUACAAGACUUUACAAAGGUCGUUCCCUCGAGAAAGAUUUAAAAGAUGAAACAUCUGGAUAUUUCAAACGUAUCUUAGUAGCAUUAGUACAAGGGGAUAGAGAUGAAAGUCAAAAUGUUGAUGAGUGUCGAGCACGUAGAGAUGCAGAAGAAUUAUAUAAAGCUGGAGAGCAAAGAUGGGGAACAGAUGAAUCAAAAUUUAUCCAAAUCAUCUGUCAUCGAUCUUAUGCUCACUUACGUUCAGUUUUUCAGCACUAUUCAACACUUGGUAGAAGAGAUAUUGAAAGCGCUUUAAAAUCGGAAAUGAGUGGAGAUUUACUUCGAGCUAUGCUUACUGUUGUGAAAUGUGUUAUAAAUAAACAGAAAUAUUUUGCUGAAAGAUUAAAAGCUUCCAUGAAAGGUGCUGGGACAGCUGAUUCAACAUUGAUACGUAUAGUUGUUGGACGUUCUGGUAUUGAUAUGGGUCGUAUUAAAAAAGAAUUUAUUAGUUUAACAGGAAAAAGUCUUGAGUCAUGGAUAGCUGAUGAUACCAGUGGAGAUUAUCGACGUAUAUUAUUAAAACUUGUUAGUGAAUAA
Schistosoma mattheei is the source of this 783-nucleotide messenger RNA. The record is from the annotation of a GenBank genome assembly. NCBI's taxonomy places the organism in Eukaryota, Metazoa, Platyhelminthes, Trematoda, Strigeidida, Schistosomatidae.